Penicillium arizonense is the source of this 168-nucleotide messenger RNA. RefSeq lists its product as uncharacterized. The transcript has 2 exons. Lineage: Eukaryota; Fungi; Ascomycota; Eurotiomycetes; Eurotiales; Aspergillaceae. The record is from RefSeq and is a predicted model, not a curated record. Bases 1 to 168 code for a protein of 55 amino acids.
AUGACGUUCGAUGCCGACAACAUCAAUCGCAACAUGAUCAGCAAGGAAGAUGUCCUCUGCUACCUCACCAUCUCCCAUAAUGACUACAACGGCGGUCUCGGGGCUCGCAUCUCUUCUAUCUUUGUAAUCUUCUUCGUCUCCUCUGCUUUUACAGUCUUCCCGGUCUAA